Mya arenaria is the source of this 1656-nucleotide messenger RNA. RefSeq names its product LHFPL tetraspan subfamily member 6 protein-like. The transcript is spliced from 3 exons. Gene Ontology annotation, cellular component: membrane. The coding region runs from base 157 to 786 and encodes 209 amino acids. Lineage: Eukaryota; Metazoa; Mollusca; Bivalvia; Myida; Myidae. The record is from RefSeq and is a predicted model, not a curated record.
GGCAUGAUGUUCACUCACUUCGGUGUAUCGGAUAUUAAACGCCAUCGGAAUGGAUUUCCUACCCUGGUGUUCUAUAGAAUGUGCGCAAAAGGAUAUAUCCAGUCUCAAUUUUAAAAUGGAUUUUUAAAAUGUGAUAUAUUCCUGUAUACUACGAAUAUGUCUGGAUUAUCAGGUGUUGGAGUAUUUUGGGCAUUUUGUUCCAUAUUAAGUGCAAUCAUUUCGUGUGUUGGAUACUUCAUGCCACACUGGAUAACAGGACGGAUGACACUUCAUCAUCCGGAAAAGACCCCUCAAACAAUACCGGUAUAUUUCGGCAUUUUCCGUAGGUGUAAUUACCCGGCUAUUGGCGAUGACGGAAAAUUGACGAUAAUUUACGAAUGCGGACGAUACACUGCAUUCUCUGACAUUCCCAGUGUUUCGUGGCAACUAGCGACCUUGACUGUCGGGGUUGGUUGUUGCUUGUGUUUCCUUGUCGCGUUGACAGCAAUGUUUGGUGUUUGUGUGAAGGGUGUGGUCAUACCAACGGUUGCUAGAACAGCAGGGAUUAUACAAAUGUGUUCAGGUUUUCUGAUGGGCACGGGUGUGGGUAUCUAUCCAAACGGCUGGGACAGCCCGGAAGUGAACCAGGCGUGUGGACACACCUCAAAGUCUUACAUCCUUGGAGACUGCUCAUUAUCAUGGUGUUUCUACGUGACUUCAGUAGGUAUUGUGAUGACGUUAAUGUGUUCUGCUUUGUCAUUUCACGCGCCAAAGCGGAAACAAAUACUUACUGGAUUUGCCUUAUAGCAAAACAAAGUGACAAGGAAAAGAAGCCACUAAAUAAGGUGGAAAAUGAAAAAAAAAAUACACGAAUUUUUAUUAGAUUAUAAGUGGGUUUUUUUCGGUGUGCAAUAAAAUUUGUUCAAGGACUUAAAAAAUACACACCCCUUUCAAGUAUUGUUCGCUAGUAUGUCGUGUCACAAUAUGUUGCAUACAUACACCUUGGUUCUCAUAUAUAGGACGUUAUAGGACGUUUGGAUACUUUUUCGAGCACGGAGAACACAUUGAAACCUGCAACAAAUGACAAUAGUUUUUCCGAUGCAUCUAUUCACAAGAAGUAAUUUUGCAAAUAGUGCCGUCAAAUUUGCAUUGUGUGAAACAUUAACUAGUCAGUGUCAGUGUGUAAUACGGAUAAUGAUUUUAAGUGUGGUUGUGACAUUCGAGAAACAUGCUAGGCAUGUAAAACAAACUAAAAAUAAACGUUGUUAGUGGGUACUCAUAAACGUUCACUUACAGUCCUUAUAUAUUUAUAAAAGUUUGUGAUGGGCUGUUGGCCAUACUGUUUUAAAGUGUUACUUAUUGAAUGUGUGCGCAAGGUUCAAAUAGCUAUAUCAAACUUGUAUAUGUUUUAUAUAGAACUUUCGAUUUAUCAUAAAUUACUAGAUACAUAUUUUUAUACAAACUUAUGGCAUUGCCAUAUGUUGCCAUAUAUUUUUGCACGUUAUUCAACGCAGGAAUAAAUACUCUCAAAAGCAAACUAUACAUGAUUUAAUUAAAAGGUUACCUCAUUUAGAAACUCAGAUACGGUAUUAAAGUUUAGCUAACAUAUGAGUUUUUUUGAUAAGAUUAUUUACAAUCGAAGAUUAAUUUAAUGACUUGUAUCCUUGCGUUGUGGCA